This is a messenger RNA of Perca flavescens (yellow perch), 1213 nucleotides long. It is a transcript of the gene ccno, whose product is annotated as cyclin O. Bases 65 to 1102 code for a protein of 345 amino acids. The transcript has 4 exons. Lineage: Eukaryota; Metazoa; Chordata; Actinopteri; Perciformes; Percidae. The record is from RefSeq and is a predicted model, not a curated record.
UCCAUGCAGGAGACUUAAUACACAGCCAGUGGAGGCUCCGGUGAGAGAUAAUAACCUACCGGAGAUGGUGUCAUUUGUGAACGGUGAAUGUGGCUCCGAGACUGUUAACAAACGGAGACGGACAACCGGCGCUUCACCUCCAACAGAAGCGCACACAACGGUCCAGCAGCGGCAGACUGCCCGGCACAGAAAGCAAACACUCAUGUCCAAGUUGAGUGACUCCGGUUUUGAGGAAGACUUGGGGUCCUCCCCGAUUUCAUCCCCGGCGCGGAUAGAUGUGUCCCCGCUCCGUUCAGACGAGCAUCCUGCAGGACAGCUGUCCAACUGGUAUCUCCAGUACGGGGACAUCGGUUUCAAAAUCCAGAGGGAGAAAGAGGCGCAGUUUCAUUCCUGCAAAAGCUUGGCACGCCAGCCACAACUGACUGCAGAGGCCAGGUGUAAGCUCGUCAGCUGGCUCAUCCCUGUAAACAAACAUUUCCGUCUGUCCUUUGAGUGCUGCUGCUUGGCAGUGAACAUCAUGGACAGGUUCAUGGCAUCCACACCGGUGGCGGCUGACUGCUUCCAGUUACUGGGUGUAACUGCACUCCUCCUAGCCUGCAAACAGGUGGAGGUGUGCUCACCACGGAUCAGCCAUCUCUUGUCAUUGUGCUGUGAUGCCUUCACUAAGGAGCAGCUCUGCAACCUGGAGUGUCUCAUCCUCCUCCGUCUCAACUUCCGCCUUGCUGCACCCACCCUGGCCUUUUUCCUGGACUAUUAUACCAACUGCAUUGAGGCUGCCCAGCGUGAGACUGAGAACACAAGUGGUGACAGGUUUACAAUAAUGAAUCCAGACACAAAAAGACCACAGCAGUGCAGCAACCUCGCACAAAAGGUGUGCGAGUUGAGUCUAGCAGACUAUGCUUUCAACAAAUACCCACCAUCUCUGACUGCUAGCUGUGCACUGAGGAUAGCCAGUGAGUUACUGAAAACUGAACAAGGGCUUGGCCACUUCCUGUCUGUGAAUCAGGGGAGCUACAACCACAAUCUGGCCCAGGAAUGCAAAGACAACCUGAGUCUGUUGGUGUCAUUAAACCAGGAGACAUUGGAAAUUAUAUAUAUGUGACUACAACUGUGCCACUAUUCAGAUGUUAGCAAAAUGCCAAAUUCCUCUCAACUAGGGAUUUUAUUCUUAGGUUUAUUUAAAGAUGAUGUUCAGAAGUUACGUCUGGUGCUA